This is a messenger RNA of Paramormyrops kingsleyae, 1840 nucleotides long. RefSeq names its product carbohydrate (chondroitin 4) sulfotransferase 12a (gene chst12a). The record is from RefSeq and is a predicted model, not a curated record. Gene Ontology annotation, cellular component: membrane. Gene Ontology annotation, molecular function: sulfotransferase activity. NCBI's taxonomy places the organism in Eukaryota, Metazoa, Chordata, Actinopteri, Osteoglossiformes, Mormyridae. Gene Ontology annotation, biological process: proteoglycan biosynthetic process; carbohydrate biosynthetic process.
GGUUUAUGUAGCGAGCAUUUCGUGCAUCAUUUUAGUCGCCGAUGCCACCAGAUGACAGCGUGGAGAACCUUAAAAAAAGAGGACCUGCACAAGGGAAUAGUGAUUUCCUGUACAGCGGAUGGUGACAUGGAAGUGAGAUAAGAAUGGAAUUUCUUCCGUUCGGAUCAGAUAAAAUGGGAAAACCGAGACUUUUUCGCAUCUUCCUGAUCCUGGGCUCCCUGUUUAUGAUCCUGCUGAUUAUAAUUUACUGGGAUGACGUUGGAGCCACUCAUUUCUACCUGCACACCACCAUCUCUGGGCCCCAUUCCUCUCGCAUCCCCCCCGAAAACCAAGCCAGGGUCAGACACAAAGCGGACGACGACAAGGGGAACGUCUUCCUCUCUGACGUUGAUGCCUUCAUCAACCAGUUCCUCGAGGGCACCUCCGAGCCCAGUGAGCAGACGCAGGAGGGUACCCCCGGCUUCCGCAACCAGUCAGGUGAGGCGGGGAAGCCCGAGGAGAAAUUUGUGCCACGACGAGAGUGGAAGAUCCACCUGACCCCCAUUUCUGCUGAGAAAAGGCAGCGGCAGGAAGACAGGAAGCAGACCCUGCGAGACCUUUGCAGCAACAGCACAAUAGACUUCCCUGGGAAGAACCGGACAUUCGAUGACAUUCCCAACAAGGAGCUGGACCAUCUGAUCGUGGAUGACCGCCACGGGAUCAUCUAUUGCUAUGUGCCCAAGGUGGCGUGCACUAACUGGAAACGCAUCAUGAUCAUGCUGAGUGAAAGCCUACUUGUUGACGGCGCCCCCUAUCAGGACCCCAUGGACGUUCCCCUGGAGCAUGUCCACAAUAGCAGCAGCCAUUUCACCUUCAACAAGUUCUGGAAACGCUAUGGCAAGUUCUCCCGCCACUUGAUGAAAGUUAAGCUCAAGAAGUACACCAAGUUCCUGUUCGUCAGGGACCCCUUCGUGCGACUCAUCUCAGCUUACAGGAACAAGUUUGAGCAGGAGAAUGAGGAUUUCUAUCGGCAGUUCGCCGUCAUCAUGCUGAAGAAAUACGCCAACUACUCCGAUCCCCCUGCCUCUGUCGUUGAUGCCUUUUCUGCUGGUAUCCGUCCAUCCUUCUCAAACUUCAUUCAGUAUCUGCUGGACCCCCUGACGGAAAAGAAGAUGCCAUUCAACGAGCACUGGAAGCAGGUCUAUCGCUUGUGCCACCCUUGCCAGAUAAACUAUGACUUCGUGGGAAAGCUGGAGACUUUGGAUGAGGAUGCCGAGCAUUUGCUUCGGGUCCUGCGGGUCGACAACAUCGUACAGUUCCCCUCCAGUAAACACAACCAGACAGUUGUCAGCUGGGAAUGGGACUGGUUUAACAGCAUCCCACACAAAUGGAGGCAAGACCUGUACCGGCUUUACGAAACAGACUUUAAGCUCUUUGGGUAUCCAAAGCCAGAGAAGCUACUACAGAAGUAGACAUGCCUCUGUCAGCGUUUGUGUGGGGCUGCAGUUUUGUUUAAAAUAUAGAAAUACUGUAGCAUUACAUCCCAUGGUCGAUAUAAAAUUUAGGUUAGAAUGCCGAGAUUGAGGUCACAUUUUUCCAGUUCAAGUGAAUACUAUAUUUUAAUAAGAUUGUGGCACUUUCUUGUGCCACCCGGACUAUGUUUUCUACAUGGAAUAAAAAGGGUCAAACUGAAGAACGCGGGGCUUUCUGCUACACGCCUGCGAUACCACUCACGUGACAUGGAUCGAAAAUUUACCGCUCAAGCACAGGAGACAAGGAGGGAUAGGAAAGACGAUGGCAUGAAAUGGGUGUUGAAAUGGCGUGUUUGCCAUGUAUGUAUGCAUGUAUAUGUAUGUAUGUA